This is a messenger RNA of Spodoptera exigua (beet armyworm), 1350 nucleotides long. Lineage: Eukaryota; Metazoa; Arthropoda; Insecta; Lepidoptera; Noctuidae. The record is from the annotation of a GenBank genome assembly.
AUGUCAAAAGGUUUGAAUGCGUGCGAAAGUAAAUCGUUUCUCUUUUUGAGGAAAGAGCUGCCUGUCAGGCUCGCGAAUAUAAUGAAAGAGAUAGCGCUGCUGCCAGAGAAUCUUUUGCGGAUGCCAUCAGUCGGUCUGGUCAACCAAUGGUACGAGAGGUCUUUCGAGGAAAUCAUUCAGUUUGAACAAAUGGAGCCAGAUCCACCAAUAUUAAGCUCAUUCUGUGAACGUCUAGUACACAUACGUAACCGUCACGCAGACGUUGUCCAGACGAUGGCUCAAGGUGUACUGGAACUGAAGGAGUCGCACGAAGUAGACCCAAGCACUGAGAACUCCAUCCAGUAUUUCUUGGACCGCUUCUAUAUGAGCCGCAUUUCCAUUAGGAUGCUAAUCAAUCAACAUACACUCCUCUUUGGCGAGCAAAUCGGCCCAAGGCAAGCGUCAGUGACAGGAAUCGGCAGCGGUGGCCGCCAUAUUGGGUCGAUUGACCCCGCCUGUGACGUCGCUGCCGUCGUAAGAGACGCGUAUGAAAACGCAAGGUUCCUGUGCGAUAGAUACUAUUUGGCUUCUCCAGAAUUACAGCUGUUACAGGACGGAGUGCCUUCCCAAGGUCCCAUGCCGAUAGUGUAUGUACCGUCCCAUCUUUACCACAUGCUUUUCGAGCUGUUCAAGAACUCCAUGCGAGCUGUUAUGGAGACACACGAAAGCUGCCCCCCACCCAUCACCGUCAACCUGGUUCGAGGUCAAGAAGACGUCUCUGUAAAGCUAUCGGACCGCGGCGGUGGUAUCCCGCGCAGUGUGUCGGACCUGCUCUUCAAGUACAUGUACAGCACGGCGCCGCAGCCAUCCAAGUCUGACGCACACACCGUCCCUCUUGCUGGAUAUGGGUACGGUUUACCAAUCUCCAGGCUGUACGCUCGUUACUUCCACGGCGACCUGAUGCUGAUGUCAUGCGAGGGCUACGGUACGGACGCCGUCAUCUAUUUGAAGGCUCUAUCAAACGAAGCGAACGAACUACUCCCAGUGUUCAAUCGAACGUCAACGAAGUUCUACAGGCCGGUCACACAACUCGCCGACUGGUCCGGAUCGCUAAACACAAGCAAUUCGCAAUGCAAGAACCGAGACAAGGUCUCGCCCCUCUCCUCCCCAGUCUCCCAUAGCCUAUAGUCAACAAAGAAGGAGUGGCAUCACUCCUUUAGACGGGUAUUAUCUACCUGUCUACGAAAUUUACGGAAGUUUUUUUCUCCGUAAAAAAACAACACCCUGUAAAUAAUAUCGAUGAAGUAAUGUAGUAUUUAGGUGAUAACAGUGCUUUUAUCAAAUUCGAAAUUUAUUGAAGGAAGAUUGUUG